CACUGAAGACAAUAUCAGUCAAGCCAACAAGAGAGUAUGGCAAGAAAAUGAACAGGCCGAACAGUUUAAUCAACAAAGGCAUGAGACACAGACUAACUCCGACCCAACUAGGGGUAACCGAGGUCAGCAAGGAAUUUCACCUUGCCCCAAUUGCGGUAAGAUGCAUAGGGGUAUCUGUCGGGCUGGAACUAACGGGUGUUACAAUUGUGGCCAAAAAGGUCACUACUCCACACAGUGUCCCAACAGACAACAAGGUUCAACAACUAAGCCCACCCACACCCAUCCCUUACAAGCAAUACGCGGACACCUUCAAAUUCAGCCUCAAGAACAACAGUCACCACAACAGGGGGCAACUUAUGCUUUUAACCAGGGACACUUGGAAGGUUGAGCUGUGAUGGAUGAUGAAGUGUUGCUGAGUGGAGCUUUUGUCAAUUUGAAAUUAGGCUCAGAAAAGAUAUAUGUCUGCAUACAUGUAUCUCAGUUAUGUCUUCCGCUGCAAACACUGAUUAUGUUUUAGUCAAGUCUAUAACUAUGUGAAUUACUCUUCAAAGAAAUAUCUAAUGCUUACUCGGGUUCAUCGAGUAUCCUUUUUAA
Messenger RNA from Salvia miltiorrhiza (redroot sage), 594 nucleotides. RefSeq lists its product as uncharacterized. The record is from RefSeq and is a predicted model, not a curated record. The coding region runs from base 48 to 395 and encodes 115 amino acids. The transcript is spliced from 2 exons. NCBI's taxonomy places the organism in Eukaryota, Viridiplantae, Streptophyta, Magnoliopsida, Lamiales, Lamiaceae.